AUGGCUUCUAAUCCGCCAGCCCAAUGCUGCACUGUUGGUGUCAAGCACGAAGGUGAACCAACCGGCAAAUCCAUUAAAAUCGGGAGCAUCGAAGCCUACGUCGCGGAGCCCACCGGUAAGAACAUCCACAAAGGCACCGCAAUCCUCUAUCUCCCCGACGUAAUCGGCAUCUGGCAGAACUCGCAAUUGAUGGCCGACCAACUCGCUGUCAACGGAUACUACACCAUCAUCCCAGAUCUGUUUAACGGCGAUGCAUUGAAGCUCAAUCGACCGGCUGGUUUCAAUCUGAUGGAGUGGUUGGCCAAGGGAACGGGCGGGAAUAAUCCACAUACGUACGAGUAUGUGGAUCCGAUUGUCGAGAAGAGCAUUGCUUGGUUGAAGGAGCAGGGGUUCAAGAAGAUUGGGAGUGUUGGGUAUUGCUUUGGAGCCAAAUACACUAUUCGUUUCAUGCCAAAGGGAAAGGGCAUCGAUGUCGGUUACGUUGCUCACCCUUCUUUCGUGGAGGAAUCCGAGCUCGCUGCCAUCUCUGGACCUCUCUCGAUUGCUGCCGCAGAGACAGAUCAGAUCUUUCCGGCCGAAAAACGCCACAAGUCCGAAACGAUCCUCAUUGAGACUAAGCAGCCGUACCAGAUUAACUUGUAUAGUGGUGUGAGCCAUGGUUUCAGUAUUAGGUGUGAUACGAGCAAGAAGAUCGAGAAGUUUAGCAAGGAGCAGGCGUUUUUGCAAGCUGUGACCUGGUUUGACGAGCAUUUGGUUUGA
Messenger RNA from Hyaloscypha bicolor E, 759 nucleotides. RefSeq names its product alpha/beta-hydrolase. The transcript has 3 exons. Bases 1 to 759 code for a protein of 252 amino acids. Gene Ontology annotation, molecular function: hydrolase activity. The record is from RefSeq and is a predicted model, not a curated record. NCBI's taxonomy places the organism in Eukaryota, Fungi, Ascomycota, Leotiomycetes, Helotiales, Hyaloscyphaceae.